AUGUCAAAUGCGCUCCAUGGACUCGUCGUUGCGCUCGUUCCAGCUGCAAGACGCGACGAGAGACUCCGAUCAGAGCUUACAGAAGAUGCCCUCCAUAUUCUAAACAGCCAUAUCGGAUCCUCUCGUCAAGUCGAUAUAGGCCAUAUUGCAGGCAAUAUUCGCAGCAAAUUAUCCGCCCAAGACUCGUUGCGGUUCUCCAACUUGAUGGGACGUCUUCUCGAUCAGGAUCUCUUGACGCGGAAGCAUGCAGUUUUACAAUUCAUGGCUGCUCUUUCUGCGUCGUCUAAUCAGCCUCAACCAAUCAUACCACCAUUAGUUCCAUCAAUCUCACGAUCCUCUCCUUCUAGCCCCCAUCCUCGCUCCAGAAAGUCAUCCAUUGCUCCACCUCCCCAAAUGGUAAACGACCGAACAACCACUGCGACGAAAUCGAAAGCGCAACUACUCCGAGAAUACAGACUACGCCACGGUCGGCCUCAAGUUGCCGAGAGCGUCCUCUUGCGUGAUACGCUUUACCUGCUCCAGGGAAUCUCAGGCAAAUUCGUCAAGUUUACUGAGGGCAAAGGGGAUGGAGAACUAACUGUGACCUUUUCGGAGGAACCAAGAUAUGUUUUGCCAGCUCCGACGAGAGCCCUCAUUCUCAGACUAUCCGAGCUUGGUCAUCUGUAUGUCCGUGUGUCCAAGUGGAGUCUCUCUCAUCACCUUCAAUCACAGCUCACAGAGUACUACCGACUGAUCGCCGUACUCGAGUCUCAGAUGUCUCAAUCUGGCGCAGCGGAAGACGACGGAAGGGGUGGUGGACCUCGUGAAGAGGAAUCUGGGUUGACCCUGCGUCGCCUCGAAGUAUGGGUGGACGAGUGGCGUCUGCGGAUGAGAAUGAUGAGCGUUUGCGUUGAGGGAUGUCAAGACAGUGCCGGCGGGGCUCUUGUCAGUCUGAUUUAUGGCUACACGGACAACGGAGACCCAUUUGUUCGUGGAUUUACUGAUCAGCUGCUUGAAGAGGUUUCCAAGCCCUUCUUUCAGACACUUCAGAGAUGGCUCUUUACAGGAGAACUUCAUGACCCCUACUCUGAAUUCUUUGUCGCGGCCAAUGAAGAGUUGGCGCAUCUUCAAUAUACUCAUGCCUAUUCGAACGCCAAUGUCGGCGUGUUGACUGGAGACGGAGGAUUUGCAGGUGCAGAAGACGAGGAGAGGAAUGACUCUGACGAAACCAGAAACAAUGGACUUAUAUUAUGGGAGGGCAAAUAUCAAUUCCGAAAAGACAUGCUCCCAAGUUUUGUCGGUGAAUCAUUUGGAAGAAAGAUCUUCUCUACUGGGAAAAGCCUGAAUUUCAUUCGCUAUAGCUGUCACGACUCAGAUUGGGUGGCGACGAGGAGUAAACUUGACCAUACUGGCAGAGCUCUAAAGUACAGCGACCUUCCAGGUCUGGCUCGUUCCAUUGACUCGGCCUACCAAAUAGCGAGCAAGAGGCUACUUGACAUCUUCUUGGAUAAAUUCCGACUUUUGGAUCACUUGAAGGCUCUCAAAUCUUAUCUACUUCUCGGCCAAGGCGACUUUGCUGAUCAAUUGAUGGAGGCACUCCUUACAAGCCUAUCAAGACCGGCCAACACCCUCUACCGUCACAAUCUGACUGCCACCCUAGAGGCAGCUGUCCGCUCCUCCAAUGCUCGCUACGAUCCUCCUGAUGUGCUACGUCGGCUUGAUGCACGAAUGAUGGAGUACAGUCACGGAGAGAUUGGGUGGGAUGUAUUCACGCUAGAGUACAAAGUCGAUGCGCCAAUCGACACUGUUAUCGACCCCGAAGGCAUGGAGAAAUAUCUCAAAAUCUUCCACCAUUUAUGGAAGAUGAAGCGGGUGGAAGGUGCGCUCAGUGCGUCGUGGAAUAGGAUCGCCUGUGGUGCGAGGUCGUUUUUGGGACCUACGAUCAAGGGUGUUCGACGGCGUUCAAGUGCUCAUUCAGACGUCUUGGAGCGGUUAGAGGGCGAAUGGCACCAGAUCCGCGUCGUCCUGUCGGAGAUGAUUCACUUUAUGCGACAACUGCAGGCAUUCUGUCAGCUCGAAGUUAUUGAAUGCUCAUGGAAGGAGCUCAUGGACUUUGUGACGAAGAAGGAUGGUGACCUGGAUGGCCUUAUUCAAGCUCACCGCAACUACCUGGAUCGCAUGGUCAAGAAGAUCCUCCUGAUAAGCCCCAAAGCCGGAAAGGAGGAACAUUUGCUCAUCCAAGUCAGAGAACUAUUUAACAAUAUCCUUCAAUUCCGGGAUGCUGCUGAAACGCUUUACAAUUAUUGUCUGGCAGAGGCGGCGAGAGCAGACAGCGAAAGAGACCAUGACAGAGGCGUGUUUACAAUCUCAGAAAGCGACGGCCUCGGCGCCUCUAAGUCUGCAGAUAACCUCCCCCGUAUUCUUCGAAGAGUCAAAGAGUACAGUGGCUUAUUCACCGAGCGAGCACAAGCGAUCGUGCACUCUCUCCAAUUACAUCAAGAUCUCGACUGCCGUUUCCUCUCUGUCCGGCUCAACUUUUCCGACUUUUAUAAGACGCGCAAAGAGCUCAAGGCUGCGUUGGAGGCUAGCAAGGCCUCGUAG
Messenger RNA from Serendipita indica DSM 11827, 2580 nucleotides. The record is from the annotation of a GenBank genome assembly. Lineage: Eukaryota; Fungi; Basidiomycota; Agaricomycetes; Sebacinales; Serendipitaceae.